Messenger RNA from Pseudocercospora fijiensis CIRAD86, 261 nucleotides. RefSeq lists its product as uncharacterized. The transcript is spliced from 2 exons. NCBI's taxonomy places the organism in Eukaryota, Fungi, Ascomycota, Dothideomycetes, Mycosphaerellales, Mycosphaerellaceae. The record is from RefSeq and is a predicted model, not a curated record. Bases 1 to 261 code for a protein of 86 amino acids.
AUGCGCUGGCAAGACGCGACUUGUGCCGAUGUCCAGCAACGGAAAGUGGAAGUGAAUGAUCGAGAGAGGUCUUUAUAUGGCAACAACAACAUCAAUUUAAGAUUGUUGACAGCGUCCCGCCAACAAGGCGCUGGGUCUUCACGGGACAACAAGCUUAUCUCGAUCUGGUUGGUAAUUCGACUCGAUUGUGCCAUACCAUACGAACAGCCAUUGCCGCAUCAUCUUCCUGGCGCGACUCCAUGCUCUCCGCCUCACGAUUAA